Verticillium dahliae VdLs.17 is the source of this 849-nucleotide messenger RNA. Its product is annotated as metalloprotease. Lineage: Eukaryota; Fungi; Ascomycota; Sordariomycetes; Glomerellales; Plectosphaerellaceae. Bases 1 to 849 code for a protein of 282 amino acids. The transcript has 2 exons. Gene Ontology annotation, molecular function: metallopeptidase activity. The record is from RefSeq and is a predicted model, not a curated record.
AUGAAACCAUCUACAGUCCUCCCCAUCGUCUCCGCCCUCGUCGGCGGCGUCGCGAGUCAGGGCCUCUGUGCCACGGAGGAUCCGACCCCCGAGACGCUCGCGCUCCUCGGCAAGCUCCAGCAGCGGGAGAGGCGCGGCACGCUGGUUCGGCGGCAAUCGGCAGCGGCGAACCUCACGGUGCCGGUGCACAUGCACGCCGUCGUGUCCGAGGGCCAGGACGAGCGGAUCCCGGAGGCGCAGCUGCAGCAGCAGUUCCAGGUCCUCGUCGACUCGUUCGCGCCGAGCAACAUCCACCUCGUGCUCGAGGGCCAGACGCGGACCGUCGACGGCGAGCUGGCGCGCGGGCCGCUGGGGCAGGGCGCGGGCUUCCAGGAGUUCGUGAGGACGACGCGCGCGGGCGGCUACGGCACGCUCAACGUCUACUUCUACACGGACAUGGACCCGGGCGUGUCGGGCAUCUGCAACCUGCCGUCCAUCGGCGGCGGCGAGGACCCGUUCAUCUGGAACGACCCGUGCCACAUCCUCGCGGCGACCAUGCCGGGCGACGGCGCCGAGGGCGUGCAGGGCAAGACGGCGGUGCACGAGGUCGGGCACUGGUUCGGCCUGCUGCACACAUUCCACGGCAGCACGUGCAACCCCCUUGGCGGCGACAUGGUCGACGACACGCCGCCGGAGAGCGUGGCCACGACGGGGUGUCCUGUCGGGAAGGACAGCUGCCCCGAGCAGCCGGGUCUUGAUCCUAUUCACAACUACAUGGACUAUUCGAGCGACCCUUGUCUCACAGAGUUCACCCCAGGACAGACCUUCAGGAUGCAUGAUACGUUUGCUUGGACGCGUGCAUCGUCGUAG